Molecule: messenger RNA, 1824 nt
Organism: Neohortaea acidophila
Lineage: Eukaryota; Fungi; Ascomycota; Dothideomycetes; Mycosphaerellales; Teratosphaeriaceae
Product: cytochrome P450
Exons: 3
Coding region: 109-1623 (504 amino acids)
Molecular function (GO): heme binding; monooxygenase activity; iron ion binding
Source: RefSeq, a predicted model, not a curated record
AUCCUCCGCCAAGCUUGUGCCCGGAGUUCCACCCAUCUUGACGGUGGACUCGAAGCAGGAGGUGGAACAGGCAAAGCGUGAUUGUUGUUGACUUCUUUUCCAGCACAAAUGAAUCGCAUCAUAACCAUCCUUUUAGCGGGGUUCGAAACGUCGCUUCCCAUUGGAACGAUUUCAAUUGCUGUACUCGCCAUCUUCCUAUCAUACUUCGUAUGGCAUCAGUACGGGUGUCCGCGCAUCUCAUGCAUCAACUCGUAUGCUGGGGAUUGGUCACGAAAACGCGCAAGACAGGCCUUUCUUGAACGCGGACAGCAACUUCUGGCAGAGGGGGCGAAGAGAUAUGGCGAUGAGCCCUUCCGGAUCAUCACUACGCUUGGGGAGAGGAUUAUCCUCCCAAAGUCAUGUAUCCAUUGGGUGGAGGGACAUUCAGAUCUUGACCAUCAAGCGCAGGUGGCGGAGGAGUUCAUGGGCGCCUAUCCCGGCUUCGAGGGGAUCGGAGCGUUCAAUGAUCCAAAUCGAUUUGUGAUUGAUCUCGUCAAGAAGAAGAUGUCGUCGUUGACCGCGCCCAUGUUGUCGACCUUUUAUGAAGAGGCGAUUGCCGUGCUGGACGAGGAAUUCGGCGAUUCCAAUGAGUUUCGUCGGAUCGAUUGGGCGGUCAUUUGCUCACGACUGACAUCUCGCAUAUCUGCGGCAAUCUUCGCCGGGGGGAUCCUUGCCAAAGAUCCGCGAUGGCAGAAUGUGACACAAACGUAUACCUCCAACCUCUUUCAAGCGUGCCGGGCACUGCGUGCAUGGCCCGCGCCGUUACGCCCGAUAGUCGUGUGGUACUUGAAGGAGUGCAAGGUCUGCCGCGACCAGAUUGCAGAAGCACGAAAGAUCUUGGCGGAGCACCAGUUUGGCACGGCCGAGCGUGACACCGCCUUUACCUGGAUGGAUCCGCGUGCUGAUCCUGUGAUUGUCCAGCUUGCACUGGCGGCGGGUGCCCUUCACACCACGUCACAGCUCCUGAAUCAGGCUCUCCUGGACCUUGCGUAUGCCGCAAGCGAUGGUCAGUCCGUGGUGGAUCAGCUCCAAAAGGAAUUCGGUACAUGCUUGGAAGCAUCGGGAGGCAAGAUUCUACCCUCAACGCUUCCGAAGAUGAACAUUAUGGAGGCUUGCAUCAAGGAGACUCAGCGAUUGAAACCUCAGACACUUACAAACCUUGACCGGCUGGCCUUGAAAGCGGUGGUGCUUCCCAAUGGUGUCCGGGUUCCCAAAGGAACGAUGAUAUCUGUCAAUCAGGCGACCAUGUGGGAUGCUGACACCUGGGGAGAAGAUGCCCUGGUGUGGGAUCCAAUGAGGUGGUUUGAGCCUGGCACGACGGAGCUCGGUCGGGAGAGAUUGGUCAACAGCAGUGACAGGCAUUUUGCGUUUGGCAAAGGUCGCUUCAUCUGUCCCGGUCGACUUCUAGUCAAUGGGGAGCUCAAAGUUGCUCUGGGGGUGAUAUUAGACGGAUGGGAGGUUAGAUUAUGCAAGGAAGAUUAUGAAGAGGCGAAGAAGAAAGGCAGGGGGAGGGUAGACUGGGUUCCGUUUGGGUUUGAAAUGCUGGCAGAUGGAAGGGCAGGUGUCGAAGUGAGGAGGAGGUGAAUCAGUCAAUCAUUGCAUAAACUAAGCCAACGUGCAUUCCCAUCCUCAGUUGCCUCCCACCACAUCGUCCACCGGCUGCUUGCGCGCGUCGGCAACGGCAUUCUUGAUGGCGUCCCUCAAGUUGCGGAGAAUCUGCGUCAUCCUCUCCUCGCCCGUCAUGAAAAGUUGAAGGAGAACCAGUGCGGCUGCCGUGAGGACCAC